Molecule: messenger RNA, 909 nt
Organism: Trichosurus vulpecula (common brushtail)
Lineage: Eukaryota; Metazoa; Chordata; Mammalia; Diprotodontia; Phalangeridae
Product: endothelin-2-like
Exons: 5
Coding region: 1-543 (180 amino acids)
Biological process (GO): intracellular calcium ion homeostasis; regulation of systemic arterial blood pressure by endothelin; regulation of vasoconstriction
Cellular component (GO): extracellular region
Molecular function (GO): endothelin B receptor binding; hormone activity
Source: RefSeq, a predicted model, not a curated record
AUGGUCACCCCGUCUGUCCGCUGGUGCUCCGUGGCGCUCACCCUACUGUUCGUCCUGCACGAAGGGAAGGGCCAUCUGCCUCUGGGAUCCGCACCUGCCGCAGGAGCCCGAAGCAGCCACUUGCGCAUCAAGCGAUGUUCCUGCAACAGCUGGCUGGACAAGGAAUGUGUCUACUUUUGCCACUUGGACAUCAUCUGGGUGAACACGCCAGGACAGACCACUCCUUAUGGCCUGGGAAACCCGCCAAGGCGACGCCGCCGCCGAGCCCUGAGCAGGUGUGAAUGUGCCAGCUCCAGAGACCACACCUGUGCCACCUUCUGUCACCUUUCUCAGCCAAGGUACCUUCUGGCUAAGCCAAAGAUGCCCUCCCACAGCCAGCCCUCAGCAACGCCUCUGCUUCAAGACACAAGGGCAGAUACAAGCAGCAGGCUCCUCAGGGCACUAAGGGACAUUGCCAAAUCCCGAGUCCACUUAGCUCAGUGGCAGCGCAAGUCUCCUGGAGGCUCCAGACCCAAUCUGCUGUCUCAGAGGAGGAAGCGAUAAAAAAAGAAGAGAGCAGCAUUGGCCUGAAGAACCCCAGGCUCUCAAGGACUUCCAAGCUCCUGGCCCAGUUAGAUGCACAAAGGAUGGAAGUUGGAGGAGCAGCUUGUGGGCAUGUGGGAGAAUGGAGUCAGGCGUAGAGGGUGAAGACAGUGCUGGACACUGGACACCCUGGCUCCCCACCUCCAACAUGAUGCUGCUGCUGGGACUGGCAGAGUCUCAUGGGGACCCUAGAACAUCUCACUCGUCCUGGGCGACUCUUAGAGGGGUCCAUGGUGGAUUGUGCAAACUCAUGGGGUACACUUAGACAGUUUGGCUGGAACCCCAAAGUCAGCCCAGCCUGCAGCAGGAAAACCUACCCUGGAGUGU